ACAAAAGCCGGUAGUAAAUGCGCGGCAGAUUGAAAAACUGAACCACAGAGACUUUCGGAUUUUGUUUAUAGUCAACUCGUGUAUUUUUACAACGCGCGCAAAAGUAAAAACAAAAUGCCGAAUAAAAUACCAAGAAAAGCUAUCAAAGAUAUCUUAAAAGAGAAAACCAACAUGCGAAUUGGUGCUAAUGCAGAUUUGAUGGUGCAAUUGGACAUGCUGCUCUUUCUCCACCGACUGGCUGAGGAGGCACGGGCCAAGGCCUUCGAGGAAAAAUCAGCCACCAUCAAAGCUCACCACGUCCAAGCCGUCUCCAAGAAACUUCUCAAAAGUGUCCGGGGUUGACUACACAGGGACGAUCCUCCUCGUCAUCUUCUGUUGGUCAAUCAUGGCCUGAAGAUCCCAAGUCGUAAUGUUUUGCUUAGAUUGUACAACACACAGGCAGAUUUUAGAGUUGUUUAAAUCUUGCUUUUUAGGAAAUGGCUUUUGUGUUUGUCUUUUAUUCAACAGUAAUCUUGAUUUAAGCCAAUGCAUUGCCUCAUAACCAUCAUUGCACCACUACAUUGAAGUCUUUUUUUUCUGUAUUCAGUGAUUAUCUAAUGCUUGUAAAUAAACAUUUUUUUGGCACUUUA
Molecule: messenger RNA, 629 nt
Organism: Alosa sapidissima (American shad)
Lineage: Eukaryota; Metazoa; Chordata; Actinopteri; Clupeiformes; Clupeidae
Gene: cenpw
Product: centromere protein W
Exons: 3
Coding region: 115-342 (75 amino acids)
Biological process (GO): kinetochore assembly; mitotic cell cycle; chromosome segregation
Cellular component (GO): kinetochore; nucleoplasm
Molecular function (GO): DNA binding; protein heterodimerization activity
Source: RefSeq, a predicted model, not a curated record